This is a messenger RNA of Coprinopsis cinerea okayama7#130, 2060 nucleotides long. RefSeq lists its product as hypothetical. The record is from RefSeq and is a predicted model, not a curated record. Bases 1 to 1983 code for a protein of 660 amino acids. The transcript has 2 exons. Lineage: Eukaryota; Fungi; Basidiomycota; Agaricomycetes; Agaricales; Psathyrellaceae.
AUGUCGUCCGAGCCUCUCUCCACUCAUACUAGCCCCCGGGAAGAGGUCUUUGGGAAUGAAGACCUGUUGGGCAUGAUUUUCGAUUUCGUGGACGUCGAGAAAAGUGACAAAGGGCAUCAGUUCUUCCAUAUCGCUCUAGCACACAAAGGAUUCCAUCACGCGGCCCUGGACUUUCUCUGGAAAUCUAUUCCGAACGUCCUGCCAUUGUUAAAACUCAUACCUGGGUUCUGUGAGGUCGAUGGAGUAUAUUUCCUUACCGCACCCUCCGCCAAGGAAGACGAUUGGGAAACAUUCCGCCUUUAUGCAAGGCGUGUCAAAUCAAUUACCUUCACGCAUCAAGACGAGACCGUCUCUCCAUUGGUGUACCAGACCUUACCUGUCUACCAACCAUUGCCAUGGGUAGACAUCGGCUUCUCCCUCCCAGCUCUCCGCACCAUUCGAGUAGAGUGUGCCGCAAAGACCGACUAUUCCGGGGCACUCUUCGUAGCAACAGCCUCCACGUGCAUCCUGCAAGUCGAAGUCGUGGACAUUAUUCCGGAUUCAUUUCCCUUCCUUUACCAGCUGCUACUCGUCCUCGCCCACCGACAUUCCCAGCUGGAGGUGUUGGAACUCGAAGGCAAGGGCACCGAUGCACUUUUCCGUGCACUUCUCCCUCGGCUAUCAUCCCUUUCCGUUUUAAAACGUUUUUCUCUGAAUUUUCCCGGGGUGUGGCCUCUGGAUGUAGAGGACCUUCAGCACAUGAGCCAGAUUGGAACUCUGGCGUCAUUGGCGAUCCAUGUAUCCGACAACGAUGGAAGCGACCGAGAUCUGAAAGCUCCGCCUCAGAAACCCCGUUUCUCUUCCUUAACCAAGCUCGAGAUCUCCGGCACUGCGCUCGUCAUCCUCAAAGCAUUGGUGCGAACCGACAUCCCUGCCCUCGAGCAUAUUCAUCUCCGGCUGGAUGCCACGUUCUGCACGCCACACAAUCGAGAAUUCUUGAAGAGAUGGAUUUCGUUCUUAGCUCAAUACCGACACCUUCUCACGCUCGAGGUAACCCAAACCGAUUCCUCAAGCUUCAGCUUCAUCUCUACGGACUUGUUCACAGAACCCCCGUCUUCCGAAUCACCUUCAGAGCCUUUGAAACUGCAGCAUCUCCACCUAAGAAUGAACACGAUGUCCGACACGACCGCCUUUGUCAAUUUGAUUUCGUGUAGUGCUUUUCCCAAUCUCACCUCGCUCAUUCUCCCAGCUUCUACUUCCGACCCCGACGACAAGAAGGCAGACUUGACCUGCCUAGCCUUGCUCGCAAAAGGCUGUCCCCGUUUACUCGAUGUUCAAAUUUGCCUUCGACUCCAUCGCCUUACUCCAGAUCAACUCAGUGAGGCAUUGGACAUAGACGUUACCCAUGCCGAGGCCGAGACGUAUCACCCACUGAGGUCCCUGAAACUCAGCGAUGGCGGGGGAGAUCAGGCGUUUGGGCUGACCGACUUAGUCUCUAUGUUCAAGUAUUUUCAUCGACUCUUUCCCAAAUUGGAUCAGCUGGAGGCGUAUCGCGAUGCCAAAGGAAGAGGAAGCGGACGUGCGGAGGUGUUUGAAGCUUUUCAGGAACUUCUUCUGACAUUGAAAGAGGCGAAGAACAAGGGCGCUGCGUCUGUCAGGGCUAAGCGUCCAAAGGAUGGGCCUCCGACACUGACACCCCAACCGAGUCAACCAAUCGUAGUCGACACUUGUGUUCAAGCGGAUCUAGAAGCAACGACAGAUCUCAAACCAGCUCGCGAAGACGCUUCUGUUCAAACAGAUAUGAUGGAGGUUAUGACAACCCCAGGAAGACGAGAACUCCGCGUUGAGGACGCAUCGAUUCAGACGGACAUGGACCCCAUUGCAGUCGAGGAAGGUGGAAGGGACGGGGAGGAGGGAUGCGAAGCACCUUCAAUGCACUCGGAAGGGUCUGUGGUGUGGGGAGAAGUUUUACUCGAAUCCGGAGGUUGCGAGCGAGCUACGUAGUGAAUGCAGUGGUUUUACAAGAGCAUGUAAGCAAACGACAGCUGCUACCGGUAGUUAAUACAGUCUUUUACCUUGUC